Molecule: messenger RNA, 3078 nt
Organism: Pezoporus flaviventris
Lineage: Eukaryota; Metazoa; Chordata; Aves; Psittaciformes; Psittacidae
Gene: RBM46
Product: RNA binding motif protein 46
Exons: 6
Coding region: 138-1565 (475 amino acids)
Cellular component (GO): nucleus
Molecular function (GO): mRNA binding
Source: RefSeq, a predicted model, not a curated record
GGGACGAGGGCGUGUGGAGAAAGGGCCGUGGCGGGCGUCCUCAACGUGCAAAGUCGGCCAGAGCAGAGCAGGAUACUUGCUGAACAGCAAGACUUCCUAGGUAAGGCCUCAAUUGAUGAAGUAAAACUAUUGCAGAUAUGCAUGAGGAAAACAAAGCUGCAGCAAAUGUAUGUGGCAAAAUCCGAAGUGGCACUCAGAAUGAGGCUGCUUUACUUGCCCUUAUGGAGAAGACUGGAUACAGCAUGGUUCAAGAGAAUGGACAAAGAAAAUUUGGUGGGCCUCCACCAGGUUGGGAAGGUCCUCCACCACCUCGUGGAUGUGAAGUUUUUGUGGGUAAGAUUCCUCGUGACAUGUAUGAAGAUGAAUUGGUUCCUGUUUUUGAGAGAGCUGGGAAGAUCUAUGAAUUUAGACUCAUGAUGGAAUUCAGUGGUGAGAAUCGAGGCUAUGCUUUUGUGAUGUAUACUACUAAAGAGGAAGCCCAGCUAGCAAUCAAGAUUCUUAACAAUUAUGAAAUUCGUCCAGGGAAGUUUAUUGGUGUCUGUGUAAGCUUGGACAACUGCAGACUGUUUAUUGGAGCAAUUCCAAAAGAAAAGAAGAAAGAAGAAAUACUGAAUGAAAUGAAGAAAGUUACAGAAGGAGUGGUGGAUGUCAUUGUUUAUCCAAAUGCCACUGACAAAACUAAAAAUCGUGGCUUUGCUUUUGUAGAAUAUGAAUCUCACAGAGCAGCUGCAAUGGCUAGGAGGCGGCUUAUCCCAGGAACAUUUCAGCUUUGGGGUCAUACUAUUCAAGUAGACUGGGCAGAUCCUGAGAAAGAAGUUGAUGAAGAAACAAUGCAAAAAGUUAAGGUAUUAUAUGUAAGAAAUUUAAUGAUAUCUACUACAGAGGAGACAAUUAAAGCCGAAUUCAACAAGUUCAAGCCAGGAAUAGUUGAACGUGUAAAGAAGCUGAGAGACUAUGCUUUUGUUCACUUUUUCCACCGAGAUGAUGCACUGGCUGCUAUGUCUGUAAUGAAUGGAAAGUGCAUUGAUGGAGCCAGUAUUGAGGUAACACUGGCAAAGCCAGUUAACAAAGAAAGUACUUGGAAGCAACAUUUUAAUGGUCAGAUAAGUCCCAGUUCUGAAAAUCUCUUGGGGUUUCCUAACAAAGAAGAUGGUCAUCAAAAAUCCUUAGGGAAACCAGUGAGUCUUCCAGUUCAUCUUAAUGGUCAGCACAGUCCAGUCCCCACUGAAGUUGAAAGAUGUACGUACCCAUUUUUUCCAGGAAUAAAACUUACUCCAAUUAGCAUGUAUUCUUUAAAAUCCAGUCACUUCAGUUCUGCAGCAAUGCAUCUGGAUUAUUUUUGUAAUAAAAAUAAUUGGGCACCGCCAGAAUACUACCUGUUUUCAACCACAAGUCAGGAUGGGAAAAUACUCUUGGUGUACAAGGUGCUUAUUCCUGGUAUUGCUGAUGCUUCCCAGAGUAUUUUCAUGCCAGACAAACUAUGCACAACAGUGGAAGGUGCAAAGGAAUUGGCAGCACAGUUCACGCUUCUACAUCUAGCCAACUGUACACCCUAUUUGGCUUGAAUUGCCCUCAAGAAAAGUUCAGGAUGUUUUGCUUUGGAUCUUGCUACGAAAGGAAAAAGACCACCAACUACAUUGAUACAUUCUGUGAUUCCCUGGAAAAUCACAUUACAUGUUUAUUGAUGAAUAAUUCUGUAAAACACAUAUGUUUAUUAAACAUUUCACUUUCAAGAUUAGUGACAUGGGAUAUUAAAUUGUUUUGGAUAACUUGAUUAGAUUUACUUAAAGAUAAUUUGUUUAAAAGAUUUGUUAGCUGUAGUAGUUUAUAAAACAGUUUAUUUUUAGUGUUGAAAUAAUUUGCUACAAUUCCUUGUAUUUUGAGUUUCACACAAAUGUUACAGCUUCUGUGAUAAUAAAUGUUAAGAAUCAUUAAAAAACAUAACCAGCAAUACACCACCUUGGCAACUCUGCCUUUUCGUACGUAAACAUGCAUAAUACAAAACUUAAAUAUCAUACUCAGAUUUGUUUCUGUAACUUGAUGCAAAAUUUUAUAGGAGGAACAUGCUCAAUAGCAUCUUCUGGUACAGCAUUGCAUCAACAGAGGAGUGGUAUUUUGAAGGGCCUGUUUUGAUGUCAACUUACCAUCAGGCUACAUAAGAUGUAUUACUGUAUUUGUAAUGUUGAGCUUCAAUACCUUAGGUAAUUCUUUGAGACAAAAAAUGAGCAAAAACCCCGCAACUUGAUACAUACAAAUUACAUGUACUUUUAUGUACAGCUCACUAAGUUGCAUUUACUGUUGUUAGCACCGCUCUGUUGGACGUGUGCUUCCAUGUUUACAGAGGCCUUAUUCAUAUCCAGGCUAUCCCUUGUAACCAACACUUCUACUUGCUUGUGGUAGCCAUGUUGAACAGCAGUUUGCUCACUUUCUAAUCAGGCCAUGUUCUUCUGAAGAAAGCAUUGUUUAGCAUUAAACUGAAAAUAGUUUUGAAUUUUUAAAAUUGGGUAAAUAUAAUUAAUUUUGAGUGAGCCAUCUUGAUUUUCAUUGUGACUAUUUAGCCUUUCUCAGUAAAGUGCUUUAUUUAUUGAAUGACCAAAAAAUAAGGGGCGUGUUUUGUCUGUUUUUAAAAUCUGAAGCUAAUGGAGUCGAUCAUCCUUCUUUUUGGAAUUUAAUAUACAGUUUCAGUUCCUGUUCAAGGAAUGCAUCAGUCAAGUGGCAUACUUUUAAGAGUCUGAGAGCCUCACCUAUGCAAGUAUUGGUUGUAAGCUUUUUUGCCUGAAAAGUGUUUGUCAAAACUAUUAUGUAGACAGAAAAUGAUGCAAUGGAAAGAUCUAAAGCUGAAUAGUUCUUCUUAAAAGCAGUCAACUAUUGUGGUCCAUCACAUAUUUUGGUUCAACAUGUUUCAUCACCAUAUUGUCUUUUUUUCUGUGUCAAUUUCAGUGUAGUUAUAGGAGUUUAAUUUGCGUUUGAUAUUAGCUACAUAAUAGUUGUUUUAAGUGUUUUAAUUUUUAAUGUUGAAAUCAUGUGUUUGACUUCUGUACUUGAAUUCGCAUUUCUAUUAAAUUUACACUGUUAGUA